Molecule: messenger RNA, 2361 nt
Organism: Alternaria incomplexa
Lineage: Eukaryota; Fungi; Ascomycota; Dothideomycetes; Pleosporales; Pleosporaceae
Exons: 5
Coding region: 1-2361 (786 amino acids)
Molecular function (GO): protein binding
Source: RefSeq, a predicted model, not a curated record
AUGAGUAUCUCCGCCCUUCCAACAGAGCUGCUCAGCAUGAUCUUCGAUGAGAUCCGGAGAAAAGAGGAUAUGCAAGCCGUUUCUCUCGUUUGCCACAAAUGGCGCGUUAAUCUUGCGCCGCUGAUGUGGUACACGUUGAACACUGAUCUGCUGCUUAGCAAAUUUCAGUCCAUGAAAGCACUUGUCAAUUCACAGAGCAUAAUACUCCCUCAUAUCCGACGGAUUAUCAUAGCAACACCCCGACGAGUCGCGGGCGAUUCGUUUGAAAUGGUCCAAAUCGAGCACAAAUUACGUCUACUGUUAACGUCCCUUCCUCGCGACCGAAUCACGCACUCCAUGGCCAGCACGUUGAGACCGAGCCGUCAUACUAUCCACAUGCUUCUCAAAUCCCAGCGGAAGCUCGAAGAAUUGAACUUCCGCAUCAGGUCCGACGAGGCCUUCACGGGCAAGGGGCCACUUCCUCUCCACACAGGUGGUCCUUUGAUGGAGCCUCCACUGAAAGACCUCACUGGACUAGCUGUAUAUGUUCAUUGCCAUCCGAAGAUGGCGAAAAACUCUUUUGAGUACUACCGCAAACUUCUCAGAUACGUUCCCAAGCUGCAGACCCUAUCCAUAGUGGGCACGCUCUUUGACAAUCGUCCACUCGACCGGCUGGAUAUGCAUCACAUCCUACAGCAUGACAUAAAGCAGCCCAUCCUAACAAGUCUCACCAACCUCCGUCUGAAGCUUAUCGACUUUGGAAUGAGUCACAAGGCGAUUUUCAGUAACAUCAACUUUGCGAACCUUCGCACGUUGUCACUAAUUGGCUGCAAUGACAUGGCCACCUUCUUGGGCGGCCUCCUGGUACAACGCGCCAACAGUGACGGCAGUUAUCUUUCCCAUCUUUCCGACCUGGAGAUCUUCUUGCCUUCUAAUUCACCCCAUCCCGACAACGACAUUCAGGCUGUCCAACACUUCCUCGAGACUGGUCCGAAGCUUGAGAAACUCAUCGUGGACGUAUCGUGCCACGCCUUGAUAAAGAACAACGCUAUCAUCGCCCGGUCUAAUAAGCUGACUUCACUGCAACUGGGUACGGGUGAGAACAGAGUAGGGCGUUCAUAUGCAGUGAAAGACGUCAAAGCGAUCUUAGAUGCCUCCCCAAAGCUCGCAAAUAUCGCCAUAAACCUCCCAGCAGUGAGCCUAGGAUCCCUUAUCGAUCUAGCUCACGACUUCAAGUUGGGAAGACCACAAAACUGUCUCACAUAUAUAGACACUGAGUUCGAAGCAAUGCUCAUCGUACUCGCCCAACACGCCCCACUUCACACCCUCCGCAUAUUGAACCUUCCAACUUUCGGAGAGAUCGAAAUAACGCACAAUCCCGACUGGCUCAACGCUACCGAACACCGAUUAGCCCGCGUCUUGUACCAGAAUUUCGCAAUGGAGACAAUGCGCUUCAUGGCGAAAUGCGGUACCGCCCCCAUCUUUUUCGACACUCGGCCUAGUAUUACGUACCAGAUUUUCGAUGAGUGUCUAUGGCCUGCAUAUCUGUUUAAUAAAGGAUCCGGCAAAAGAAUGAUCAAGGCAAUUCUUCUUCUAGAGCGCGAAGAGGAACAGGAGGAAGAAGAGGUCGAGAACAACCACCGGAAUCUGCAGAGCUUUAUCGACCUCUACCCUAGUCUCGAAAGGCUGAACUUGUCAGCCGACUGUGAACCUCCGAUCUCAUUACAAGGACUGCUCUCGCUAUCGCCGGAGAAUCGCCUAUUCUCCAAUCUGACGUCUAUCAAGAUGGAAGAAAUAGACUUGGUACCGUAUGCUUCAUCUCAUUUCUCCCACACCUUCGACGUUGCAAGGUUAGAGAGGUUGGAUCUUUUGCUCUGCAGCUCGAUGUCGCCGUUUUUCGAGAGUCUCUCAAAAUCGUACAUUGAGACACCUGGUAAUUUAAGGGAGUUGUGCAUCCGCCUAGAAAACGGUGUUGAAGACGAAGUGCAGGUCGAGACCACAAAAUCCAAUGAAAACUUCCUCAAAGUCUGCUGCGCUAGACUUGAGAAUCUCGAACUACAACUCUCCAACGGCAAACUUGUCGACAAAAGUUGUAUCCUGCCUCACGCUGAGACGCUUCGUAACGUCGUCAUCGGAAAACCUCGAAACAGUAUCAUGGAUUCUCAGUCGCACUACUACUCGGGAGACGAAUUAGGGAUAAUUUUGAGGGCGUGCACAAAGCUCAGAGGACUGGCCAUCAAUCUGCCACCUAUCGAUCUCGGAUAUAUCACACAGCUCGGGGACGGAUUACAAUUCAACGCAAUAGGUGCAGCGCGCGUUGAGAUGGAGAAGAUAUCGAGGAACUACCCUAGCGACUUCAUCCUCAGGCGCUUCUCUAGCUAA